CGGCACGGAAGCGGAACCCGGGCGAGCGCACCCCUGCUUCUGGUCGGGCUGCGGUCCGAGUGCACACUGGCGCGCCGCCCUUGCCGGCAUGGAGGAGCGCGGCGAUUCCGAGCCUACCCCGGGCUGUAGCUGCCUGGACCCGCGUGGUGUUCGCAGUGGCGGCGGCGCUCACUCGUGGGCCCCGGAGGACGCCUGGAUGGGCACCCAUCCUAAGUAUUUAGAAAUGAUGGAAUUAGAUAUAGGAGAUGCCACCCAAGUAUAUAUAGCAUUCUUGGUUUACCUGGACCUCAUGGAGAGUAAAAGUUGGCAUGAAGUAAACUGUGUAGGAUUACCAGAACUCCAGCUCAUCUGCCUAGUUGGUACUGAGAUAGAAGGUGAAGGGUCACAGACGGUCGUGCCUAUAUCCAUCUCUGCUUCCCUCAGCCAUAACAGGAUAAGAGAGAUCUUGAAGGCAUCUCGAAAAUUGCAAGGUGAUCCAGAUUUGCCGAUGUCUUUUACUUUGGCCAUAGUGGAGUCUGACUCUACAAUAGUCUAUUAUAAACUUACUGAUGGAUUUAUGCUGCCAGACCCUCAGAAUAUUUCCCUUAGAAGAUGACAUCUACACUUCUUGGUGCUUAUCUCAUUCAUGAGAGAUUGGAUUUGAGACCCAUCAGCCUGCUUCAUCUUUUAUCUCAGAGACCGACUCAGAUUUUAUCUCAGGGUUGACUUAGUUGGUCCCAUCCAUAAUUUUUCUUUCUGAAGAAUAAAACUUGCCCAGAUAAAAGAAUUUGCAGUACUCAAAAAAGUAGAGUAGCUGCUAAGGAACGUUCUUCAUAGAGACAGUUGAAGUGCAGCUGUACGCAGGUUAAGUCGAGGCUUUUUCAGAGUGUGUGUCUUCUGUCACCCCUUUCUCAGCCGCCACUGCUAGGUCAUUGCGGAAGCUACCACCUCUUUUCCUCACUCAGCUCUCCCAGUGCCUUUGCCCUCUCGCUAGCUUGAGUGGCACUUCGGAUGCACUUUGACAGUGAAAAGUUUACUUCUGCCUGCAUUUUCAUCUUUCAUAGAAAGUAAAAGAUUUCUUUCAGUUGGUUUAUUUUCCUGUUGUACUUUACUGUUUCUGUACUACCCUGUUUGGUUGACUUUAAAUCAGAACUGAAACUAUGCUCAUAAAAAGUGUAAAUGUACAUACCUGCAUUAACAGGGACCAGAGAAAUGCUACCUAGAAGAGUACUGGUCCUCCUUCCCAUUCUUACCACCACAGUCCUUGUCAUAGCAUAGCUAGAAGAUUUUAAGAGAGAGUAAGGGACAAUGUCAGCCCUAAAAAUGUCUGUAUUAAUUAGAACCAGUUACUCUACUUUUAUUAAAUUGGUAAAGUAUGAAAAAUUACAUACACAAAGAUUUUCCAAGUGAUAUUACCGUUUUUUUUGGUACCAGGGAUUGAACUUGGGACCUUUUGCUUGUGAGGCAGGGGGUGGCACCACUGAGCUAAAUCCCUGGCCCAACAUUAUCUUUUAAUAGCCCAAAUUAUAAGUCAUUUACAAGUUUCAUGCAGCAGUCAGCACACUUUCUUUAGAAGUCCAGAAAGUGAAUGUUUUAGGCUUUGUAUAACACACCGUCAUAACUGCUCAAUACUGCUACUUGAAGCAUGAAAGCAGCCAUAGACAAGUGGGCAUGGCUGUGUUCCAAUAAAACUUUAUUUACAAAUUUGAGGCCAUAGUUUGCUGUCCCCUAGUCUAGGUAAGUAGUCAAUAAUCAGAUAUCUAUGAAUGGUAUUGUAUAUACUCAUUAAAAAUUAAUAUGAAAAGCAUGAGAAAAUGUUAAAUGAAAACAGCAAGAUACAAAACAAUGAAAGAAUGUGAUCAUGGUUUCACAUGUGGUUAUAUGUUUUGAUGUGUCAUAAAAAGAUGUCAAAGUAAAUCAAAUUACCAACUGUGGUUAUAGUAGGCUGGUACGGCAGAAAAUAGAUGACUUUGUCUUUCCUCAGUAUUUCAUUUUUUAAUUGUAUUACUUUUGAAUAAAAAUAUUUUAGAGUAAAAAUGUA
Molecule: messenger RNA, 2020 nt
Organism: Heterocephalus glaber (naked mole-rat)
Lineage: Eukaryota; Metazoa; Chordata; Mammalia; Rodentia; Bathyergidae
Gene: Tsen15
Product: tRNA splicing endonuclease subunit 15
Biological process (GO): tRNA splicing, via endonucleolytic cleavage and ligation
Molecular function (GO): nucleic acid binding
Source: RefSeq, a predicted model, not a curated record